This is a messenger RNA of Suillus subalutaceus, 705 nucleotides long. RefSeq lists its product as uncharacterized. The transcript has 2 exons. NCBI's taxonomy places the organism in Eukaryota, Fungi, Basidiomycota, Agaricomycetes, Boletales, Suillaceae. The coding region runs from base 1 to 705 and encodes 234 amino acids. The record is from RefSeq and is a predicted model, not a curated record.
AUGAUAACAACCCUGCAAUCAUGUCUCGAGUGGCUCGACCGACACCAUGACAAGAUAAUCAGCGUUUACAGGGAAACAUUGGAGAUCCGCACCCGCAUUACGAAGCUUCGUGACAGCGUCCAGUCAGAAGCCACCGUGAUGGAUUCUGCUAGCAGCACUUACCCCCAAGCAAUCUUCUAUGAGCCUCAGAACAUUGCAACAGUUGCACCUGAUGAACCCAAUGUUAUGUUACCGCUGUUGAGUAUGCCCGAUCUCUUUGGCUUGCCACAGCCACUAGCCUAUGGCAGACUUCCGGACCAAGAGUACGGUCCUUUAGAAUAUGCUGGGGUUAUGGGAUCGCUGCCAGAGGAUACCAAUCCUAUGAUUUGUCAACGUUCCUCAGACGUAUUGCUCUCCGGUUUUGUCAGCUAUGAGCCCGGUGCACAACCCUUCCCACCUCACGAUGGCAUGUACUCUGAGGGAAAUACAAUGCUGGGCUCUUCAUCUAGACUUGACCCACGACCCCCUCUCCCCAUUGUGCAGGGCAGUCCAGACAAAGUAAAGUGCACUUGGCCUGGAUGCUCGAAAUUUGUCAAGAAGGAGAGUCGCGCUCGCCAUGUGAACGAGACGCAUUUACGGAAGGUCAAGACUGUCUACACCGGCUGUGGAAGAGGGUUCUCGCGUUCAUAUAUGAAGAAAGGCCAUAUCUGCCCGCUCAAGAUGUAA